Messenger RNA from Mauremys mutica (yellowpond turtle), 2246 nucleotides. RefSeq names its product gastrula zinc finger protein XlCGF26.1-like. Gene Ontology annotation, molecular function: DNA-binding transcription factor activity, RNA polymerase II-specific; RNA polymerase II transcription regulatory region sequence-specific DNA binding. The coding region runs from base 17 to 1996 and encodes 659 amino acids. Gene Ontology annotation, cellular component: nucleus. NCBI's taxonomy places the organism in Eukaryota, Metazoa, Chordata, Testudines, Geoemydidae. The transcript has 3 exons. The record is from RefSeq and is a predicted model, not a curated record. Gene Ontology annotation, biological process: regulation of transcription by RNA polymerase II.
CCUCUACAGGAAUGUCAUGCAGGAGAACUAUGAGAUGGUGACCUCGCUGGGAUUCCCCCUUAGCAAACCUGAGCUGAUUGUCCGGCUGGAACGAGGGGAAGAGCCGUGGGUGCCCGACCUCCGACCCUGCAAGGAAAGAAGGCUUCCGAGAUACACCCAUAGAGCAGGUGCUGAGCGAGGAAGUGAGAAUGAGGAGGGGAAUCAUCAUGAGGAAGUUCCCGGGGAAGUGGAACCGCAGGGGACCUUUGUGGGAAGAGCUGAAGGGAUUUUUUCCCAGUACUUCGAACACGAAGAAGCCUGGGGAAAUUGGCACAGGUCAGAGAGGCUUCUGGGAAACCACCCAGGGAAGAAUGUGGAUGAAUCUAUUAACAGUGGGGGAGGAGAGGAGGAUUCCAAGGAAGAGACACUCUGGCACUACCUUCAGUGUGGGAAAGGAUUCAUUGUGAGAUCACAGCUUGUGACACAUCAGACAAUCCUUACUGGAGAGAAUCAUCUUCAAUGCUUGGACCAUGGGGAAAGCUUCAAUAAGCUCUCAGAUCUUAAUAACCAUGGGAGAAGCCACAGUGGAGAAAAACCCUCUCAAUCCCUCAAGUGCGGGAAAUGUUUCAUUUCGAAGACACAAAUAAUUAGACAUCAGUUACGCCACACAGGGGAGAGACCCCACAAGUGCUUGGACUGUGGGAAAUGUUUCACAGAGAGGACAAACCUUGUUAAACAUCAGGCAAUUCACACAGGAGAGAGACCCCACAAGUGCUUGGACUGUGGGAAAAGUUUCAUACAGAAGUCAAAUCUAGUUCGUCAUCAGGCAUUACACACAGGAGAGAGACCCCACAAGUGCUUGGACUGUGGGAAAUGUUUCACAGAGAGAUCAAGCCUUGUUGAACAUCAGGCAAUUCACACAGGAGAGAGACCCCACAAGUGCUUGGACUGUGGGAAAAGUUUCAUACGGAAGUCAAAUCUAGUUCGUCAUCAGGCAAUUCACACAGGAGAGAGACCCCACAAGUGCUUGGACUGUGGGAAAUGUUUCACAGAGAGAUCAAGCCUUGUUAAACAUCAGGCAAUCCACACAGGGGAGAGACCCCACAAGUGCUUGGACUGUGGGAAAUGUUUCACAGAGAGAUCAAGCCUUGUUGAACAUCAGAGAAUUCACACAGGAGAGAGACCGCACAAGUGCUUGGACUGUGGGAAAAGUUUCAUAAGCAGGUCACACCUUGUUCAGCAUCACAAAAUCCACACAGGAGAGAGACCCCACAAGUGCUUGUACUGUGGGAAAUGUUUUAUACGAAGGUCAAGCUUUGUUUAUCAUCAGGCAAUCCACACAGGAGAGAGACCCCACAAGUGCUUGGACUGUGGAAAAAAUUUCAUACAGAGGUCAGACCUUGUUAAACAUCAGGCAAUCCACACAGGAGAGAGACCCCACAAGUGCUUGGACUGUGGGAAAUGUUUCACAGAGAGAUCAAGCCUUGUUAAACAUCAGGCAAUCCACACAGGAGAGAGACCCCACAAGUGCUUGGACUGUGGAAAAAAUUUCAUACAGAGGUCAGACCUUGUUAAACAUCAGGCAAUCCACACAGGAGAUAGACCCCACAAGUGCUUGGACUGUGGGAAAUGUUUCACAGAGAGAUCAAGCCUUGUUCAGCAUCAGAGAAUCCACACAGGAGAGAGACCCCACAAGUGCUUGGACUGUGGGAAAAGUUUCAUAAACAGGUCACACCUUGUUCAGCAUCAGAGAAUCCACACAGGAGAGAGACCCCACAAGUGCUUGGAAUGUGGGAAAAGUUUUACAGAGAGGUCAAACCUUGUUAAGCAUCAGGCAAUUCACACAGGAGAGAGACCCCACAAGUGCUUGGACUGUGGGAAAGGUUACAUACAAAGGUCACGCCUUAUUCAACAUCAGGCAAUCCACACAGGAGAGACUCCAGCGGUGCUUGGACUGCGGGAAAUGUCUGAUCUCAUUAAAUAUGGAAGAAUCCACCCAGAAUCUAAACUUCUGUGACACAUGGCAAGAAAGGAUUAAGCAAGUUGCAUGUAAUUGAUUCCCUGGGGGUAGGGGCUGAAAGAUGGAGAGAAUGUUUAUAGGUGAAAUUACCAAAAUGUGUUUUGCAAGGUUAGUGUUAAUUGGAUCUGUUCCGCUCUCCUGCUUGGACGUUUUCUGUGAGGAUCCUGGAGAUGGAAAGGAGCAGGUGUUACCAUCUUGGCGGCACUUUGGCACGUGCUUGGGGCAGCACCUUGGGAGGAGGCGGUGA